This is a messenger RNA of Aspergillus mulundensis, 1446 nucleotides long. RefSeq lists its product as uncharacterized. NCBI's taxonomy places the organism in Eukaryota, Fungi, Ascomycota, Eurotiomycetes, Eurotiales, Aspergillaceae. The transcript has 5 exons. Gene Ontology annotation, biological process: replication fork processing; resolution of meiotic recombination intermediates. The coding region runs from base 1 to 1446 and encodes 481 amino acids. The record is from RefSeq and is a predicted model, not a curated record. Gene Ontology annotation, cellular component: Fanconi anaemia nuclear complex; FANCM-MHF complex. Gene Ontology annotation, molecular function: protein heterodimerization activity; chromatin binding.
AUGUCGAACGCUCCAAAUCCGCGCGCGGCCUCCGAAGCGCCUAGGAGCUCGCGAAUCCCAGUUCCCGCUCGCUAUCCCUCCACACCAGGCCGAAAGAAAAUAGGGUCGACAACCCCUAGGAGGACGCCAGGAAACAGAGGCGGCGCCCCGUCGACACCAUAUGGGGUCCGCGCAAUGCAACGGCGCGCGGCAAAUACGCCAGGCCGUGACCGUCGAAAGAGCGGACGAGGCCCUCCACGCGAAACAGUUUUCGAUGUCCUCCGCAAUCUUGGCAAAGCUCUCGCCCCUGAGUCGCAGCCUAUACGUUCAUCACCACAGCCUCCGCCUGAACCAGAGCCGCAAUCUGAAGUCGACGAAAUAGACGAGCUUGAUAAUGAACCUGCACCUGAGAGACCGCGGCUGUCCCUGCCGUUGGAGGAAGUUGAAGAGGAGGAAGAGGAUGGAAGUCCUGAGAUACGACCGCCGCGGAUGUCGUUGGCACUGGGCGAUGAUGAUACUGGGAAUGAUGAUGUAACUCACGAUGAUAUGACGCACACUUCCGUUGAAUACCCUCGGAGAGCCACCCUUGACCGUGAUAGGAACCGGCUGUCCAUGAUGAGUGUUGGUGGACCUCGGCUAAGUGAAAACUUUGGCGAUGCUACUGGUCUGGAAAGCGGCUCAGAUGCUGGCGAAGAUACGGGCGUAAUACAAGACGGUGACCAAGAUGAGACUAUCAUCAGUCAGGGCGCGUUUGAAAGAGGCGGAGAAACGGAAGACCUCGGGCGGUUCAAUCUGGAUUUUAACUUUCCAUCGCCCGUUGCGCAGGCGGAUGAUUUAGAUGCAAACGAAGUCAUGAAUGAUGAUGAAGGGUUCGAAUUGCCGGCCAUCGACCUUGAACCGGGCCCCGAACCAGACCUUGACCCUGAUCUCGGUCCUGAUCUCGGUCCUGACCUCGGCCCUGAUCUUGGCCCUGGGUCGGAUGAUAGUGACGUUGGUGAUACCGCCGGCGGCUUCGGUCUGGAGAUGUAUCCCCCGGAAAGAGUCUCCAUGAGCGAAAGCCCAGGGCUUAUUGGGGGUGGGCUACGAGAGGAAGACACUAUUAUACAGGGUUCUAAACAGAAAAAACUCUCACGACAUGGUAUCCCAGUUCCCAACCUGCCAGCCGGUGUCGUCAAAAAGCUGGCUACGCGGUUUGCACGAGCACGAGCUGGGCCAAAGGCAAAGAUCAGCAAGAGUACCCUGGCAGCGAUCGAGCAAGCAUCUGCGUGGUAUUUUGAACAAGCUAGUGAAGAUCUGGCGGCAUAUUCCAAACACGCCGGGCGCAAAACCAUUGAUGAAGUAGACGUCACGGCGUUGAUGAGAAGGCAACGUCAUCUCAACAACUCUACCACGGUAUUCUCCCUGGCACAGAAGCAUCUACCCAAGGAGCUCUUGCAGGACAUGAGACUCGCAAUGCCCCCAAGAUGA